AUUUGUGUGGCCGCAGUGUUAGUAUGGUACUUGUGCCUGACAGGAGUAACGUGUCAUAUCCCUGCUGUGUAUCUAAGUGUAUACCUAUACUUGUGUUUCACUUGAGUUAACUACUUAAACAAAAAAAAAUAAUAAUUGAAAAAAAAAACAAUAAAUUCCAAACCGUGUUUGUAAUAAAUUAAUACUUUUUUCCUUUUCACGAAAUAGUGGAUUGUAAGUGAAAAUGGUGAUAGGCAAGGUACCUAUACAACACGCCCGCGCCAGUAAGGGCCGGAUGUCCCUUAUAAAAAUACAAAACUUCACUGUUUACAAACGACAAUCGUUCUUCCGAAUAUUGUACGGGGCGUUGCUGGCAAUCAUCGGUAUUGUUAUGAUAGCUAUAAACCCGAUCGAACUCAUCACAAAUCAUAUUUUGACGAUACGAGAAGGGUCCUUCCUUUAUCACGUAUGGGAGGAUCUGCCCUACGAAAUUUGCACCGAGACAUGGGUGUAUAAUUAUACGAACGUACCUGAGUACCUGUCCGGAGAGGACAAGGUGUUAAAGCUACAGGAAAUAGGACCUUUUGUUUAUAGGGAAGUCAGAACUAAUAAGAAUAUUACUAUUGACUCCGACCGCGGCGUGAUGACUUUCAAUCCCAACAUAGAAUUGGAAUUCAUUAGAGAAAAGUCCAUUGCAGAUCCCAAAGAUGUAGAAUUGUAUAUGCCAAAUGUUGCAGUUAUUGCAAUGAGUACACUGUUUGCAGAUAAACUCAGCUAUUUUAUAAAUUCUGGAGUCUACUACUCCAUUAAAACUAUAGGAUCACAGCUCUUCAGGAAAAUGACUGCCGACGAAAUCCUAUGGGGAUAUGACGAUAAUAUUGUGAAGGUGGUGAAUAAAUUGCUGCCUGGUUGGAUUGACUUCCAGAAACUUGGAAUUCUGGAUAGGAUUUACGCCAAAAAACACGACGAAAUUGAAGUAGAAUUGGGCGAUAUAAGCAAGAAGUUCACUCUGAACGAAUGGAACGGAUCGCCUGGCAUUAUUGAACAGGGUUUUAAAGACCUGAACACUAGUACAACCUGCAACCGAAUCAAAGGUGUUUACGAAGGGCUCCUGUACGCUCCAAACAUGCCCACGGACAAAGUGAUCGAAAUACACCGCAGAGCUGCGUGCAGAAUUUUACCUUUUCAUUUUCAAAAGCAAACCGACGAGAAAUUCGGUUUCAAUUACUACAGGUACACAAUAGACAGAACUGCGUACGAUAACUCCUCUGAAUAUGUAUGCAAAUGUAAAUAUAACUGUCUCCCGAAUGGAUUCGUUGACAUCGGCAACUGUUACUACGGGUUCCCCAUCGUGUUAUCGCAACCGCAUAUGCUCGACGCAGAUCCAGUACAAAGAAGUUACUAUGAAGGAAUGAACCCAGAUCCCGAAAAGCAUGUUUCAUACCUAAACAUAGUGCCUAGUAUUGGCGUACCGUUAUCCUUGCAAAUAAGCAUGCAAGUGAAUCUGGCAGUGAGAAUGUCCGAAGGAAAUCCCAUAACUGAACCGAUAAAGGAUAAAAUCCUCCCCAUACUUUGGUUUUCAUUGAGCUGCAAAUCUCCCCCACCGAAAAUCCUAACAUUGUUAAACCUGCGCUUCAAAAUUGGCCCACCUUUACUGAUCACCGUUGAAAUCCUGCUGCUCAUCAUUGGGGCUGUUCUCGGCAUUCAUGGCUUCUACAGGAUCUACAAGCCCCGCUACAGACUGGUAGAAUAUAACCCAUCCCAUACAGAAUUACAAGAAGGCGACUACAAAAAUAAUGCCUUCAUCAGAAACGAUAAAGCUUAUAAAGAUGAACCUUCGGAAAAUUGUACAAUAACUUUAUUGUCUACUCAGUUGCCUGAUUGAAUGAUUUAUGAAUAGUGAUAAUCUGUUGAUUAAAAAUUCCUACGUAUGGCAUAUCAUCACACCUAAUUCUGAGGUAUAAUGAGGUAAACAGAGACAAUCGUAAGGCUGGAGCCGGUUGAUGCUUGUAAAUAUUAGUAGACCUAGAUAAUGCCUAAAAACUCAAUCUUAGUUAUUUAUAAUCAUUUUUUUUUUUAUAUUUCAAUUUACAUUUAAUAUUUCUUUUCAAAUAUGUAAGUAUCUAUAUUGAAACGUUUUAUCCCAAAUAAUAAUAAUGUUAACCAUUUUGCAUUGUCGUUAUUAUUUUUUUUUAAUUUACGAGAGAGUCGAUUCUACAUGGUUAUUUAUUCUUAUGAUAACUGGAUUAAUAAAAGAAUAAAUUAAUAAAUGUGAAAGUUCCUUUUGUCCAUGUCAUGCAAAAUUUAAAUAUACUACAUAAGUAAUAAUCCAAUCCUAAUUAAAAAUUAAAUUAUGAAUUAUAUACUUAUACAUUAUUAGUCAUUAUGAGAAAUUGUCUUGUAUUUAUUUUAUAUUAAUUUUCAAGUACAAAUUUUAAAUAUAUUAAGAUAUCAAAGAAUUAAACCUUAAAAUUUAAAUUAGCUAUAAAUUAUGAUAUUACUAGUUCAAUUGAUUUUUGUAUUAUAGUUUUUUUUUUUUUUGAGAUUUUUAUGAAAUAAUUAAAUUUAAUUAUUAAUUAAAUAGAUACUUACUGUGUCAGUUGUUAAUCGACUGUUCGUGACGUUAUUAUUAAGUAGAUACUCUGUGACGAUAGAGCCAAGUUUGGUCUUAUUUGGUCCAGCAGUCACGUUCAAAAAAUCUUAUUAUUUACUUGGGAAACUAGUCCUUUUUACCGCCAAGCGGUUGUGUUUAUAUCGUUGUGUUUAAUGAUAGUGAGUUAGGAUAUGGUAGCAUUACCUUUUAAUCCUUAGUAAAUAGCAACGUAUGAGGCAUAUCAUGGACGUAACUGAUUAUCCUAUGGUGUGUUUCUAUUUUUGUCUAACAAGACGGUUUGCUUUCCAUCAGGCGAGCCAUUAGCUUGUUUGCCAUUCCAAAUAUAAAAAUAGUACACUAUUUAUAAUGCAGCCUACUAAUAUAGUAAAUAUUUUGUAUCUAACAUUGUUUAUAAUUGCCUGGGUUAAUUAAAUCUCAUGACAAAUUUGUUGUAUAAAAAAAAAAAACAUUUGAUAAUCGUAAUGUGAAAUCAAUAAAUAUAUGUACAGUAGGGAUAAUUUUUAUAUUAUUAUAUGUAUUACAUCUCCCAUAUCUAGAACUAACGAAAUUUUUCAUCGUGCCUCCUACCAAAUUGUUUAUAAUUACUCCUCUCCAUCCAAAGGUUGCCUGGAAGAGAUCGCUCUUAGCGAUAAGGUCGCCCAUUGUUUUCUAAUUGUGAUUAUUUCUUGUAAUUGUUUAUAUUUAUAAUAAGUUUACUAUUGUAACCUUUUGGAGGAAACAAUAAAGAGUAUCUAUCUAUCUAUCUAUCUAUGUACUGUUAGUAACUACCAAAACAUAACUUACCAUUUACUUUAAUAUUUAUCUACAAAUAGAAGUGUGAACUAGGUUAAUUGUACACCAAUUUUAGUGUUAUAAACAAUUGGGCGAGAUCCAUGACUUUAGAUACGUUCAACUUAUAAUAAAUACAUAAAUCAUAAUUAAAACGAGUCAAAUAUUUUAUAAUUAAUAAAAUACAUAUUUAAGAAAUUUAAAUAAUAUGAAAAUUUACAUAAACGACCUCCGUUCUAGGUUAUUAUCAAUGUAAUAAACCGGUCAAUUUGUGUUUAAUAUUAUAUACGUAAUAUUGAACUGUACAUGUAGUUAAUCUAGAUGUAUCCAUAAUAAAUGUAGUUCCUUGUUAUUUUGAAACCUAGAAAAAACUACACUCCUAAAAAAAUUUUAUUUUUUACACUGUUAUAAGUGUAGCAUCAUUAAUUAAUGAGAGUGAAGCACUUUAAAAUCAGUAAAAUGCCUUUAUUUCUAACAUUAGUUUCUAAUAUAGUUUGAUAAAUUCCAAGUCAUUGACUUUGCGUUUUCAGUCUGUAUUAUGACUCUGAUAUACGUUACAUAUUUACAUGUUUUGUUCAUACAAAUACCCCCUUUAUUGCCAAUCCGCCUGCCAAGCGUGGCAACUACUGGCAAAACCAUCCAAGGGGGAGGCUUAUGUUCAGCAGUGGACAGAUAAAGGCUGAUAUGACCCUUUAUUAAUGGAAUUGUUGAGUUUUAUACAUAAUUUCACGUUAUUUGGUGGAUGGUAUUUACAUUAAAUAUAUCCAAAAUCAAAUUCCAAAUUAUGCUCAAUUUUGUUGCUCAAUGUGUUGAUGUUAAUUGUAAAUCAAUUGGUUAGUCGAUUAGAAUUAUUUUGUUUAAUUCCAUUAUCUUUAAAUAAGUUCGGUAGAACAUUUGUAAAUUUAUUAAUAAUUUGUAAAUUUAUUAAUAAUUUGUAAAUUUAUAUAAGUAAUAUUAUUAAUGUAAAUAAUAAUUAUAAAUGAAAUAGAUAAUGUAAUUAUUUGAUAAGUUUAAAAUCUUUUAUGUGUAAGUAUUGAGUAAUUAAUUUAUACAGGUUAUGGAUUAUUUUAUAUUGAUGGGUAAAAGGCUUUUUUCAUGAAAAAAACCCUCAAUAUGUGGUAAGCCAAUCUAUCAAUAGAUAAGUUAUCUUUAGUGCUCAUAUAAAAAAUAAUAAGACGUUGACCAUCGUUGUCCUUUUCUUUACAUGCAAGCGGUAGCGAUAACAUAUCUAACGAUAAAUACGUUUGGUACUUGUUUGAGGGGAUCAGCCAACAUAUCUGUUAAGGUGGAGUUGCCUAACGAGGGAAUUCUAAACCAUCCUCUAUACUCUUUUAAUGUUUUUAUGUUAUUAACAUGGUUUAUGGUUCAUAAGAAACAGAGAAUAAAAGUACCUGUGAAAGCAAAUAAUUUGAUGACUUCUACUUUAACGAAGUUUAAUUAUAGGACUUCAUUAUCCUUUUGCUCUUAUCCCAAAUAUUUGGAAUCGUAAUAUGUUUUUAUAUAUUACAUUCUAGAACUUAUUGUUCAUAAUUAUAAUAUGUAUUAAUUAAAGUUAUAAUCAAAUGUGACCCAUAUUUAAUUUGUUGUUGAAAAUGUUUCUAAUUAAGAAAAUCUUAUCAUAUUAUCAAUUAUUAUUAUACAUAACAAAAGAUGCUCUUACUGGUAAGUGGGAGAUGCACUUCUCUCUGUUAGUUCUAUAGAUAAUAAAUAAAUUCUUCACCUAAUUUAUUGUACCUAAUUUAAUUUGUAACUCAGCUCAGUAAAGACACCAACCCUGACUUAAAAUGUAAAGUAUCUUUGUUUCACCACGUUUCACUACAUUUCUGUUAAUUCUAAAUAAAUUUUAAUGAAUCUUUUUAAAUAGAAAAUAUUAUUCUAGUGUUGCCAACAUUAAAGUUUUUCUUUGUAACACUAAGUCUUAAAUUAUUCUAAAUUGGUACAAUAUAUAUUUCGGGUUAAACUCUUUGAAAUUUGUUAUCUGUCCUUUUUCAUAAUGAUUAGGUAUUUUUAUUAGAAUUAAUUAAUAAUUGUUUUGAUAAAAGAAAUAUUAUUAAAAAUAUUAUAUUUUGUUUUAAUAUAGUUAUGUUGUGAUAUUAGUUACUUAUAUUCUUAAAAUAAAUACAUAAAUAGACUGAAUUUGUACGCAGCAUAAUUGCUCUUAUUGUAAUAAAAAAUUAAGGUGAA
Galleria mellonella (greater wax moth) is the source of this 5545-nucleotide messenger RNA. Its product is annotated as scavenger receptor class B member 1-like. Lineage: Eukaryota; Metazoa; Arthropoda; Insecta; Lepidoptera; Pyralidae. Gene Ontology annotation, cellular component: cytoplasm; membrane. The coding region runs from base 224 to 1864 and encodes 546 amino acids. Gene Ontology annotation, molecular function: scavenger receptor activity. The transcript is spliced from 12 exons. The record is from RefSeq and is a predicted model, not a curated record.